This is a messenger RNA of Trichobilharzia regenti, 2961 nucleotides long. The record is from the annotation of a GenBank genome assembly. NCBI's taxonomy places the organism in Eukaryota, Metazoa, Platyhelminthes, Trematoda, Strigeidida, Schistosomatidae.
AUGAGUACGGAAGAGAAAGAAAUGUGCCCUUUGUGUAUGGAACCAAUGGAAGCAGAUGACCUUGCUUUUUAUCCAUGCGACUGUCGGUACCAGGUAUGCCGCUUCUGUUGGGCUAAAAUCAUCAAUGAAGAAAAUGGCCUGUGUCCAGCAUGUCGAAAGGAAUAUAAUUCGGAGAAACCAGCUUCAUAUAAACCUAUUUCAGAGUCUGAAGAAUCUCGAUGUAGAUCAAGCAGGAGACGUAAGGAAUAUAUGAAGAAAACAAAAUUAAACCCUGAGAUGCUGAAAAUAUUACCGGAAUUAAGAGUUGUGCAGCCGAACCUUAUAUUUGUGGUCGGGUUGCCCACGUGGAUUUCUAAAGACAAAGAUAUUUUGAAGGGUCAGGAUUAUUUUGGGCGCUACGGAAAAAUAUUCAAAGUUGAGGUUAACCAGAACCAAACUUUCGGUGGACCACAGGGUCAACCCAGUUUCAGUGCGUACAUAACCUAUUAUCGAGCUGAAGAUGCUAUGCGCUCAAUUAGAGAUCUUAAUCAAAGCACGUUACAUGGAAGACCUAUUCGAGUUUCUCUUGGUACGACAAAGUACUGUAGUCAGUUCCUAAGAGGCACUAAGUGUACCAAGCAUGAGUGUAUGUAUUUGCAUGAAUUGGGUGAUUCAGCUGCAAGUUUUACUAAGGAAGAAAUGCAAGCUGGAAAGCAUACUGAAUAUAUGAAUAAGCUGUUACAAGAAUUUUGUCAGUCUAAAUCAUCAUGUACUUUGGAUUCACAGAAAGAGGAAACCACUAUCUUAGGUCCAGUAGAUUCUUCAGGGUCAAAUACACACGAUGUUACUAUAUCCCAUCCUGUUGAAUCAAGCAGUCAUUCAAAUGGUCGAAGUCGAGUGAGAUAUGAUGGUACUUCUUCCAUGUCAAGUGAAAAUUCAAAUUUUCAAAUGUUGGAUAGAUCUACAUCACAGUCAGAACAAACAUCUGAUUCAGGAAGGAAUAAUGUAUCUACUCGUAAAUUAAGACAUACAGAUAAAGACCAUAUGAGUGGAAAUUCAGUUUCUGAUGCUUCUGUCAAUGAUAAAUCUAAAUUAAGUUACGGUAAUUCCAAUAAGUCCAACAACUGGAAUCAUUCAUCAUCUUCAUCAGAUUAUUCAUAUAGGAAACCUGGAAAAAAUUCGUACGGAACUUUUCAUUUUAAGAAUACACCUGAAACAACAGACGCAGACAAAUCUUACGGUGUAGGAGGUAAAAGUGUUAAUGUACGACAUAAUCAUUCUGCACAAAAUCGAAUUGCAGUGUCUCAGUCCGCUCCAUCUAAUCAAGUAUCCACGCCUGCAGAGUCAGUCUGCACAAAUAGUACUAGUUGUCAUCGUACCUGGUGUCGUCCUACUUCAGUGAAUUCAUCUAAUAUGCAACCACUGUUAGGAGAUGAACCUGCAGAUAUUGAUUUUGAUCCAUUUCGUGAAUCACAACAAGGUUUAGCUGAAUUGCUAGCUGCUGAAGUUGCGCGCCUUGAAGUAUCUGAUUCUCUGUCCAGUCAUCGUGCGUGUUAUGCUAAUGGGUCUUCAGUGAAUAAAACUCCUUACUGUUCCACUGGUGGUGGUGGUGGUGAUUCAGUCAAAUCGCAGUCGUCCCACAUAGACACCAGAGUUCCUCAGACAACAAUAGGCUGUGAUCCUUCUUCUCAACCUACAAGAACACAUCCAUGGUAUCCUAAUUUAAUGGCAUACACCAGAAGUAACAAUAAUGCAGAUGCAGAUAAAGUAUCUAAUGUGAGUUACAAUAAUUUUACUGGCCAUUAUCCACCACCUGGUUUCGAACAAGCUGUAAAAGCUUAUAAUCAGGUUGCUUCUAACAAUCAAUUUUUGUCAUCUUCUGCACCUGAUCCUUUAAGUUCAGCUUAUCCAGAGCCAAAUUAUUCAUGCCCUGAAAAUUUUGGAUGUAACAAUAACAAUAUACAUAAUACAACUGGGCCUUUACUACAGUCUACUGCAUUUUCAAGAAAUCCACCUUCUUCUAUAGACUCUAGUAGUGGAAAAUAUCCAGUAAACUCUGUGUCUUUAGAGAAUUGGUUCGAAGCUAAACGCAUAUCUGAUCAUAUAAGUGCAAUGUAUCCAGACACCUUUUAUUCAUCAAUUCCUCCACCUUUACCUGAUAUUAACAAUCAGGUAAAAGUUGAAUCAAUUCCACAGCAGUCUAGUCAGUUUAUGAACAACGUGUUUACGGCUAUGUUCAAUGCUCCCGGUGUAACAAAUAAUGGUUCAACCAGUAUGUAUGAUAAAUCUACAGCAAAAUCUUCAGCAUCUAUGUUCGAUCUUAGUCAAUUAAUUAAUCAGCUUUAUUGUCAAUCCUCUAGUUAUUCAUCAGAAACAAAUAAUACACAACAUCCUCCUAAUGAUUGGUCAGGCAGAGUCAGUAUGCCUUUAGGAUGUACACAAAAUGAAGUGAUAGACUCAUCUAUGUGCUCUAUUUCAGCAGCAGCAGCGCCAAACCCAAAUAUUUUCAUCCCUGGAAAAUAUGUAUCUAGGACAGGUUCUUUUCCUAGUAAUAGUGAAUAUCAGCAACAUCAGAAGAUGCUGUUUGGCAUAAAUAAUGGCUUUUCUGGCUGCAGUAAUACAGGCAUGGUAGAUGUAGAUCCUCAUCAUUCUACGUCGUCUGAUCAUCCAGCAUCUUCAGCAGUAACCUGGCAACUAGAUGAUCCUGCUAUUGUAUCCAGUCGGUUGUCGUCAACAUCUUUAUCAAAUUGUAUCGUUAAAAACAAUCAAGUUCCUUCUACAUGGAAAUCUCCAUGUAAUGUAUCUUCACCGCCAAAUCUACUUGAACAAAUCUGGCGAACAACUCCAAAUUUCCAAUCCUUUUUCGAUCCAUCCUUAGCUUCAUCAUAUAUGUCACAAUCGGGGUAUAAGAAUCAAAAUCAAUCACAAUCCAGAGAUACAGUUAUUCAUCAUUCUUCCUCUCAUGCUAAAUUAACAGAAUAA